AUGGCCGACGUAAAGACAAGAAAAAUUUGAGAAAAGAAAAGAUUUUGUACAUAGUUAAACACAACUUAAACAUGUCCCCAAUGAUAAUACGAAUACAAUCCCGGGAAGGGACAGCGAGAGUGAGAGCUUCGCCGGACGAUACGAUUUCUUCAUUUUUAUCCAAUGUUGCAAAAGAGCUAUCCCUUCCCAAGAAAGGGUGGAUAUUGUAUAAAAACAGAAAUAAAACAGAUAAAGUUGAAAACUCUACAAGAAAAACCUUGAAUUAUUUAUCAAUCAAGCACGGAGAUAUGUUAUUCCUUGAUACCAUUAAGAAGGAUGAGUCAGAGUCAGAAGGRAAAUCCUCAGUAGAGAACCUUAAAGAGGAUGAAAUUGAUAUAUUUCUCUCUAAACAAGAUGGACUUAUUCACCGAAAAAAAGACCCUCACAUGUGUCACCAUGGAGACCAUAGCAAGUGCAUCCAUUGUGUUCCCUUAGGUAAGCAGUAUGUUAAGCGCUAUANUCCACCCAUCAAACAUAUGUCUUUUCAUGCUUACCUGAAGAAAAUGUCACAUGGAACAGAUAAGGGGAAGUUUGCCGUCAUUGAAGAUAUAAGUUGUAAAAUCAAGCCAGGCUGUACAGAGCAUCCACCUUGGCCUGGUGGUAUUUGUACAAAAUGCCAACCCAGUGCUAUUACACUAAAGAGACAGGCAUAUAGACAUGUUGAUAAUAUACUGUUUGAAAAUCCCUCAAUUGUGGAACCAUUUCUAGAUUAUUGGAGAAAAACAGGAAAUCAGCGUAUUGGUUUUCUUAUUGGUCGAUAUGAACACCAUAAAGAAGUUCCUCUUGGUAUWAGAGCAGUUGUUGCUGCUAUAUAUGAACCCCUUCAGGAGUGUACUCCAGACAGUGUAGAACUUGUUCAAGACCCCAACAUAGGAAUAGUSCAACAGCUUGCUGCAAACCUUGGUCUUCAAGUUGUUGGCUGGAUAUUCACUGACUUAGUCCCAGAGGAUGUCAAGAARGGAACAGUAAAACAGCUGAGAGGAAUAGAAACUCACUUUUUGACAGCAGAAGAGUGUAUAAUGGCUGGCGAUUUCCAGAAUCAGUUUGCAUCAGUGUGCCGGUUUGCAAAAACUGGGAAAUUUGGGUCAAAGUUUGUAACUGUUGUCGUAUCAGGUCAUGAAGGAAGUCAGAUUGGGUUUGAUGGAUAUCAGGUGUCUAAUCAAUGCAUGGCUUUAGUGAGAGAUGACUGUCUUGUCCCUACAAUAGAUGAACCUGGUCUUGGCUAUGUAAGGGAAUCCACCAGUGAACAGUAUGUUCCUGAUGUCUUUUACAAAACCAAAGACACCUAUAACAAUGARGUUACAUUACUUGCGCGUCCUAUGCCAAUAGAGUAUGUCUUAGUACAGGUUCCAGCUGCAUUUCCAGUUGAACCUUUGUAUACUUUUCCUUUACCAAGAAAUGGUGGUGUUUUUCCAAUAGAACACAGAGAAAACAUUGGAGAAUGCCAGAAUCUAGAUGCUGUCAUGAAGCACCUGAAUCAUUUUYCCCCUAGUGAUCUCUUACAAGCAAUGAGCAAUUUUCAUCUUCUAGUAUUCCUUGCAACCACUGACAUGUUACCAUUGNAGAACUCAUUAGCAACAUUGUGUCAAGCAAUUAAGUGUAACGAUAUGGAAGCUUUAGAUAAAUGGAGAAAGAGUGAACACUGGAGAACAGUAGAAGAGAUUAUUGCUGCRCAUGGGCCCACACCUGGUCUGUCAUCAUCACACUUACCUGGCGAUGUUGAUAUGGAAGAUGUCAGCCAACAGACUGGUGGAUCUUCAUGGACUUGCAAGCAUUGUACUUUUAUCAAUCAAGURAUGGAGUCAUGUGAGAUGUGUGGAUUACCACGCAGCUGAGUCACAAACAAACAACUUCAUUCUCUACGGGAAAACUGCCAGUUGGAUCCUGACCUUUGUAUCUGUACUGUAGUUUAAUACAGGAUAUUUUAUUGAACUUCUGUCAUUUGAGCUCAUUUGUUUUCCUGUUGUAAAAACCACAAUAUGGCAUUCUCCAAGAAGGGACAUAUUUAGAAGGAGUGCAAGACUCAGGGAUGGACUGCAAACUCUGUAGAAAAGCUCCCAAAAGUAUCAACUUAUACUUUUAUUAAAUAUGUAUACAGUCAAUUCAAAGGAUGUUGAAUAUUAUAGCAUAUGAGCGUUAUCACAAGGAAUACUUCAUUUUAUGAGUUCCGAGUGCCAUCUUAAAAGCCUUUGCAUCAAAGUGAGACAGGAUGUGAGCCURCAGUGAAAGAUACCUUUUGUUCAMACCUAAGAUWAUUAUUAGGUAUCCAUCAUUGCAAGCUCAAKUUCUGUCKAGCUUUGAUAUGAAGGUUUUGCUACUUUUCAUGAUGCAACAGGAACUGUAAAGCUUUACAGCAAAUUUUAAUUGAAAAUGAUAGGACAAUGUCACUGAGCUCAUUUAACAUCUAAACAUUGAGAAUUUAGAGUCCUUUCAUUUCCAAAAUACACAUUUUUUUGUCUACAACUGACGCAGUUAAUCCAUGAAACUUAAAAAAUACAAAAUAUUAAUAACUUAUGCUAAUUACUUUUGUUUUCUAUUGUCUAAUCAACACUGUGUAGUAGUAAUUCAGGUUGAGUGCUUGCACUUAAAGCGUGAAAAAAAUAGUACUAAUUACUACUAAAUAGUGUUGAUUAUGCAAUAGGAAACAAAGAAAUUUGUAUAAUUUAUCACCUAUUUUGUAGUAUUUAUAUUUCACGCAUUUAAUGUGAGUACUCUAGACUACUAUUUGUUUCAUGCAUUAAGUGCAUCCAUUCUAUAAAACUAUGCAAGGCAAUAGUUUUAACAAUGUAUUGCAGGUCCUGGUUGUUCCAAGCUUGAUUAAUCUUGAGCCAGAAAUCAGGAUUACGGAUCUUAUUAUUAGUAAUUAUUGCAGUUUAUUUAAGUAAUUAAUCACAGUAUACUUUAUAUUUUAGCUAUAACUUAUAUAAACUURUAAGUUAUGUUAUUCAUUAGAGUACAAGCACUAAAACUGUGCAACAUAACUACCAGUAAAUACUGCUAAAUUAUGCUAAUUUUAUUGUUUUCUAUUGUUUAAUUAACACUAUUUUGUAGUAAAUAGUGUAAAAUAAUGCACACAUUUAAUGUUUGUACUCUAUGUAGCAUUCAGGUAUUUGACAUCUUUUUGAAAUGGCUAGUCAUGAUUAGGGAACAUAUAUACCGAAGAUGCAAGAAUUUGUGUUCUACCUCCCCAUUUUUCUGCACAUAAACCCUUUCCAAAUUUUUGUGGUUGCUUUGGAUGUUGUUGGCUCUUGAGAAGGAUAAACAUAUAAGAAUUAAUUGAAAAUUAAAAUUAAAUAUUUGUACUCAAAA
Molecule: messenger RNA, 3348 nt
Organism: Exaiptasia diaphana
Lineage: Eukaryota; Metazoa; Cnidaria; Anthozoa; Actiniaria; Aiptasiidae
Product: nuclear protein localization protein 4 homolog
Biological process (GO): ubiquitin-dependent protein catabolic process
Cellular component (GO): nucleus
Molecular function (GO): ubiquitin binding; ubiquitin protein ligase binding
Source: RefSeq, a predicted model, not a curated record